AUGUGUCGCGACCCCAGUGUCGUUCAGUUGGCUCUGACAAGUCUAUUGUACUUGAUCAUGAUGCGACCACCUGCCAAAGAGAUUGCAUUAGAUACAGUGCAAGACAUUUGGACCGAGUUUGAGGAAGCAAGACCUGUGGCAGGCAAAUAUCUAUCUAAAUAUCGCCCGUCUUUCAUGGAAGCUGCACAAAAUGGUGCUGGUAAUAGUUCGGGACAGUCUGCAUCAACCGCUAUUACUGCUUGAGAAAAUGAUUAACCGAUGAUGCAUUUCAAGGCGUUAAAGGGUAGAUAAGGUUGGGACCAAUGGUACCGAUUAGAUGAAUACCAAGCAUUGUCACCACCUCAUGAAGGCGUGAGACAGUUAAUAACGCCAUUCGAUAUAUUGACCCAAUUG
Molecule: messenger RNA, 393 nt
Organism: Fusarium graminearum PH-1
Lineage: Eukaryota; Fungi; Ascomycota; Sordariomycetes; Hypocreales; Nectriaceae
Exons: 2
Coding region: 1-243 (80 amino acids)
Source: RefSeq, a predicted model, not a curated record